Messenger RNA from Galleria mellonella (greater wax moth), 493 nucleotides. RefSeq names its product bombyxin A-1 homolog. The record is from RefSeq and is a predicted model, not a curated record. Bases 60 to 377 code for a protein of 105 amino acids. Gene Ontology annotation, molecular function: hormone activity. NCBI's taxonomy places the organism in Eukaryota, Metazoa, Arthropoda, Insecta, Lepidoptera, Pyralidae. The transcript has a single exon. Gene Ontology annotation, cellular component: extracellular region.
CUUAGGAUAUUCAGACUUGACUCAUUGUAGUAUACACAAAUCACCUAACUUACAAAAUCAUGAAACUACAAACUUUCUUCUACGCUUUCAUCAUCAUCAUCGUAUCAUUGGCGUCAACAAAUUCAAUGGUGACUUCAUCACAUCAAUAUUUCUGUGGCAGAAGAAUACCAGAAACUCUGGCGUUGUUUUGUCCAUUUGAGGAGCAUUUGAAAAGGUCUCUUAAUGGUUUUACGGAUAACAUCGAGCGACAUGACUGGCCCUGGCCGGCUGUUCCGAAGACCAAAGCUUUGGAAGGGAUGAGGAGCAAGAGGCAAGGAGUGGCCGCAGAAUGUUGUGAUCAGCCGUGUGCAUUAUCCGAAUUGCUGAGUUACUGUUAAGAUACAUAAUAAGAAUAUUUCUUUUGAAGCACUUCCGCUGUUUCGUAUUUCGGAAUAGACAAAAAGACUUAUAAUUUAUAUUGAAUUUGAAUAAAGUUGUGGCAUAUUUUCAUUGA